AUGGCGAAUCUUACCUCCACAUCUGAGUUUCUACUCCUGGGAUUUUCAGGUGUCCGAGAAUUACAGAUCUUACAUUUCUUUGUCUUCUUAGCGGUAUACAUGGUAGCAGUCACUGGCAAUCUUCUCAUCAUCAUGGCUGUAGUGCUGGAUCAUCACCUGCAUAUGCCCAUGUACUUCUUUCUCAUGAACUUGGCCUUUAUGGAUCUUGGCUCUAUUUCUGUGAUGUUACCUAAAGCGAUGGCCAAUUUCCUCAUGAAUAGCAGGUCAAUUUCUUAUGCAGGUUGUGUGGCUCAAGUUUUCUGCUUCUUCCUAUUUGGAGGGUCAGAUUUUGCCAUCCUCACAGUAAUGGCACAUGAUCGGCAUAUUGCUAUUUGCCAUCCAUUGCAAUAUGAGGCAAUUAUGAAUAAUGGAGCCUGCAUUCAGAUGGCUAUAAGUGCAUGGUUUACCGGUACACUUUCUGCCAUAUUACAUACCAGUGGCACUUUUGCCAUCACUUUCUGCUCCAAUAAAAUCAAUCAGUUCUUCUGUAAAGUUCCACAAAUAUUAAAACUUUCCUGCUCAGACUUAUAUCGAAUUGAAAUUGGAAUUAGUCUGUUUACCUGCAGCUUAAUUGGAGGAUGUUUUAUCUACAUCAUUAUAACUUAUGUGAAGAUUUUUGCAACACUACUCAGGAUGCCUUCUGAGCAGGGUUGCAAAAAAGCCCUCUCCACUUGCCUUCCCCACCUCACUGUGGUGUCUCUGCUUGUUUUCACUGGACUCUUUGCUUACUUGAGGCCUCCUGCUAACACAUCCUCUGAUCUCGAUAUCCUUUUUGCAGUGAUUUAUGCCAUAUUACCUCCACUGCUGAAUCCCUUCAUCUAUAGCAUGAGAAACAAAGACAUCAAGACUGCAUUGUUAAAGCUCACUGGUUUUAGACGUUUUCCCCAAACCAGCUCCAGCAAAAUUCAUCUUGUAAAACUGGGCUGA
Molecule: messenger RNA, 966 nt
Organism: Gekko japonicus
Lineage: Eukaryota; Metazoa; Chordata; Lepidosauria; Squamata; Gekkonidae
Product: olfactory receptor 14A16-like
Exons: 1
Coding region: 1-966 (321 amino acids)
Biological process (GO): G protein-coupled receptor signaling pathway
Cellular component (GO): membrane
Molecular function (GO): odorant binding; G protein-coupled receptor activity; olfactory receptor activity
Source: RefSeq, a predicted model, not a curated record